Molecule: messenger RNA, 502 nt
Organism: Mytilinidion resinicola
Lineage: Eukaryota; Fungi; Ascomycota; Dothideomycetes; Mytilinidiales; Mytilinidiaceae
Exons: 1
Coding region: 191-457 (88 amino acids)
Source: RefSeq, a predicted model, not a curated record
GGCUGUCGAACGCAUGAUAGGGUAUCGUGUCUCGAGUUGGGCUUCAGAUCUAUAGGGUGACUCAUGCGCCUGCUGAUGUUAUUGAGUCAACUUUAAUUACGUAGUAACGGGUGUAGCAAGUAAGAUUCAGCAGUCCAGAGUCACCAAGAGUCACAUUCAUCUAGAGUCAUGUUUAAGGAGUGUGUAUAAUAUGAAGCAAGUACUAAUAGUAGUCGUGAUCCCUUCUUGGAGUAGAGGCCUUCGUCUGAAAACAAAGGAAGAAGCCCUGAGGUUCGCAAGAAACGACACGAGAGAUCCGCAGCUAAGAGAUGACCAGACCACGAGUCAAUCCCCGAAGAGAGACAUCAGAACGGCCGGUGAAAGGAAGAACAGAGAAGGCGAGAUCAUUCCGAACCCCAUACAAGACGCGACAAGCACGCCAAAUAGAAGGGAGAAGAGACCCACAGGACUAACAUAAGGAAAUCAUAACUUUUCGGGAACAUGACCGAGGCCAAAAAGGAGC